AUGACCGUUGAUAAACAUAACGAGGAGGAAACUAUCGAAAGUGCCGUCGAUAAAGCUGCGACAAACGUACGCAAACGUUCCACCGAGAAGUCAAAAAGCACGACUGAAAAGUCAAAAAAACUCGCACUAAGCACACAGGACGCUACGUUUAUUUCAGGUUUCGGUUUAUACAGCAUACUGUUAGUGAUCUUGGUCGGCGUAUCAAUUAUAUCGUUCGUAUGCAUCGGCUACAGCAGUACUAUCCUGGUACCCACCAGUGCCUGCGAACUCCAGACCACCAGUAGCCAGCAAGGGAUUCUAGCAGCUGGACCAGUUGUCGGUACCAUAGUUGGCAGUUUAGUAUGGGGUUACCUAGCAGAUACAAGAGGACGACGACUCAUGCUGCUGGUAUCAUUGAUGGGAAGCGCCAUCAUUAACAUUGUGGCCAGCAUAUCUGUUAACUGGAUUAUGUUAUUGAUUUUGCAGUUCAUUGCUGCUUUAUUUGCAUCCGGUCUCUAUUCGAUGUCAAUGUCGUUGUUGAGCGAGAGUGUCCCCAUGGCGAAACGUAAUUUGGUGAUAUUAUUGGUGACCAGCAUAUUCUUGCUCUCACAAGGAUUCAUGGCUGCACUGGCCCUGCCAAUAAUUCCGUUGACUUUUUCAUACUACAUCUCUAGCUUGGACAUCUAUUGGAACUCUUGGAGGACCCUCGUGGUGAUCUACUCCAUACCAUGUAUUUGUUCAUUUAUCUGCUUUUUAUUCAUGCAAGAGAGUCCUAAAUUUGUCCACGCCAUGGGAGAUGAACAGAAGAGCUUAGAAAUAUUGAGGAUAAUUCAUAAAUAUAAUCAUUUAGGUUCAAAAAAAGAGUUUCAGGUUUACCGAAUAAAAAAGGCGGAGAUGAACAAAAAUGAUACGCCGUCAUCGUCAAAGGAUCAAAUAGUGCCGCUUUUUAGAGCGCCAUUACUAAAGCCAACUAUCAUAAUGACGUUAUUGUACUUCUUUCAACAAGUUGGAGCGUUCAUGAUGUGGCUUCCAACUAUAGCCAACCAGUUCGUUCAAGUAACAGAAACAGGCGGGAACACAGAUCUCACUCUUUGCGAAAUACUCAAUAGUGAAUUCGAAGUUUCAGUCAACCCUGACGUUGCUCCGUGCGCUCUCAACGAGACAGCACUGCUCAUGGUUUUAGCCGUGGGUGCUUUACAGUGUGCAUUCAAUACAAUUUUGAGUUUGAUGGUAACUAAAAUCGGAAGGCGCAAUAUUGUGAUAGCCUUGGCGGGAAUUUGUGGGCUGGCGGGGAUUUUAGUGAACGUGGUACCAAAUACCACGGGCAGCAUUGUACUCUUCGGAAUUUUCCUGAUGGGGAUAAUCGUGAUGGGUCUUUACACAGCUAUCAUCGUUGCGAUUUUCCCUACACAUUUACGGGCUAUGGCCAUCGCCUUACCACUGACUGCAAGCAGGAUCACCACCUUCAUCUCCAUCCAGAUCCUGAACUUGAUGUUGGUGAACAACUGCGACGCUGGCUUCUAUUUGUUUACAUCAAUAUUUACAUUAUCGGCCGUUAUAGCCGCCUUCCUACCAGACGAUAGACGACUGCAGAAAGAAGUCAAAAAUGAAACAGAAGCUAAGGCAGAAAAUAUAACUAAGUUGUAA
Molecule: messenger RNA, 1626 nt
Organism: Bombyx mandarina (wild silkworm)
Lineage: Eukaryota; Metazoa; Arthropoda; Insecta; Lepidoptera; Bombycidae
Product: synaptic vesicle glycoprotein 2C
Biological process (GO): transmembrane transport
Cellular component (GO): membrane
Molecular function (GO): transmembrane transporter activity
Source: RefSeq, a predicted model, not a curated record